AUUUUAACGUUACCAAAACUUAUAUUUUUAAAUCAUUAAUUAUACCUUAAUACGAUUUUUACGUUUGGCGGAUUUCUGGCGUGUUGACGUAACACGCCAGCUGGACGGAUGCGUUUACGUAACACGGCAGUAAUGGCGACGUUCUGAUGAAUGUAGGCGUGAGCGACGAACGGACACGUUUGUAAGCUUAAUAAUAUAUUAAUUGUGUAGAGUCUAAUCGUUAAAGAUGAAGAGACGUGGCGUAGGUGCCAUACAAAAGCAGCAAUUAACUCAGACACGAUUCAGAGACAAGGGAUACGAGUUAGCAGCCGAGCAACUGGAGCAGAUGAGCAAGCAAAUGGAGGCAUUUCGUGAAAAUCUCCAGCAGUUCGCAGAUAAAUACAAGUCUGACAUCCGAAAGGAUCCACAUUUUCGUCGCCAGUUUCAAGACAUGUGCGCCAGCGUGGGCGUGGAUCCACUGGCAUCCAGCAAAGGAUUCUGGGCUGACAUGUUGGGAGUUGGGGACUUCUACUAUCAACUGGGAGUGCAAAUCGUAGAGGUGUGCCUGGCCACUCGCUAUAGGAACGGCGGCAUCAUUCCGCUGGACGAGCUGACCGCGCGGGUCAUCGCUUCCCGCGGCAGAAAGCAGGACGACGUCGGCCCCGACGAUAUUCGGCGAGCCGUCGAGAAGCUGAAGGUUCUGGGCGAAGGCUUCGCCUUUAUACAUACCGGCGGCAGACUGAUAGUGCAGUCCAUCCCGGCAGAGUUGAACGUGGACCACAUGGCCGUGAUCCAGCAGGCAGAGGGUCUGGGUUACGUCUCUGCUUCGGCCCUGGCCAAAGAGAAGAAGUGGUUGGAGCAUCGCGUUCGGACCGCACUGGAGGAUCUCGUAAAAGAAGGACUGGCGUGGGUCGAUGAUAAAGGCGGAAGCGAGAAAUUGUACUGGUUUCCCGGAUUGGUAAAGAAUUUGGACACUUAAAUGUGUGUGAAAUUUGAUACUGGCCUAUAAAUUUUUCUCAAAUAUCUUGUUAUAUAAUUCUGUAUGGAUUGUAAAAUUUUGUAUUCUAACUUAAAUAAUGCAUUGUUUAGGAGGAUUAAGGCCCUACGUAAAUGAUUAUGUUGGCGAAAUUUAAGUAAAAAUUGGUCCUUGUGAAUUUAUAUUGGGAAAGAUCAAUUGUAUUAGCCUGCUUUUAAGAAUAUGGAAGUUACAUGCACUACAUAAAACUGUAACAUCAUCAAAUAUGGUUCUCUGUUUAUAAUAAGUAAUACUGCUUUUGUAAAAUAUUAAAAACAUCUGUUGUUAAUUCAGUAUUUACUACAGUGGUACAUCAGGAUACGAAAUUAAUCCAUUCCGAAACUGAGAUCGUAUCAUGAAAAUGUCGUAAGGUGGAUCAUCUUUUCCCAUACGAUUACAUGUAAAAACAAAUAAUUCGUUCCGACGCGAAAAACAUACU
Centruroides sculpturatus (bark scorpion) is the source of this 1433-nucleotide messenger RNA. It is a transcript of the gene lsn, whose product is annotated as vacuolar-sorting protein SNF8-like. Gene Ontology annotation, cellular component: ESCRT II complex. The record is from RefSeq and is a predicted model, not a curated record. The transcript has a single exon. Bases 227 to 958 code for a protein of 243 amino acids. Lineage: Eukaryota; Metazoa; Arthropoda; Arachnida; Scorpiones; Buthidae. Gene Ontology annotation, biological process: protein transport to vacuole involved in ubiquitin-dependent protein catabolic process via the multivesicular body sorting pathway.